ACAACAUUUCAUAUUAAUUUUGUAAUCAUUAUCAGCAAAUAAAUUUUUCUUUCUGUAUGUUUCGUCAGAUGUUUUGGCUCGUUUCUGAUGAGAUAUUUCGUAUCUUAUUUAUUUCGUAAAUUCUAUGAACACGUCUAUUAUAAUUUUUAGUUUCUGGUUGACGAAUGAGCUCUCGUGAUUGUAUACGAGGGAGAAUAUUUUAAAUUAAUCUUUUUAAGUAAAUUGACGUUGUUUAAUAUUGUGAAAUAUUUUUAUUAUUAUUGCAUCAGUAUUCAAAAAGAGUAUAAAUUGUUAUACUUUUAAAAAACUUCGUGGGUAAUAAUUUAUUGCUAAUAAAAUAAGCAAAGGUAAUGGGAGAAAGAGAAUCUAAUGAUUGGCGACCUUUUGUUUAUGGAGGCCUUGCUUCUAUUGUUGCAGAGUUAGGUACUUUUCCUUUGGAUACAACCAAGACACGUUUGCAAGUGCAAGGUCAAAAAUUAGAUAGAAAGCAUGCGCAUUUAAAAUAUUCUGGUAUGACUAAUGCUUUACUCCAAAUAUCCAAAGAAGAAGGAUUCAGAGCAUUAUAUUCUGGGAUUAGUUCGGCUAUUCUUAGGCAGGCUACUUAUGGAACUAUAAAAUUUGGAACUUAUUAUUCUCUUCAAGAAAUAGCUAUAAAAAAAUGGGGAAGAGAUGAUGCAGUACUUAUUAAUAUUAUAUGUGCAACAUUAGCUGGUGCAAUAUCAAGUGCGAUAGCUAAUCCUACAGACGUGAUAAAAGUUCGUAUGCAAGUUACGGGUAUCGAUGCAAAUCUGUCCUUAGUGAGUUGUUUUCAAGAUCUGUAUCAACAUGAAGGUGUUCGUGGUUUAUGGAGGGGUGUAGGACCUACUGCUCAAAGAGCUGCUAUCAUUGCAGCAGUAGAAUUACCUAUUUAUGAUUUUAGUAAGGUGAAAUUUAUGGAUUUUCUUGGAGACAGCAUUAGUAACCAUUUUUUAUCUAGUUUUAUUGCCAGUAUGGGAAGUGCGAUUGCUUCUACUCCCAUAGAUGUUGUACGUACACGAUUGAUGAAUCAAAGAAGGGUCUCAACUUCUUGUGGCAAGUUACCACCUCAUAUUUAUAGUGGAAGUAUGGACUGUUUUAUUCAAACCAUAAAAAAUGAAGGAUUUUUUGCAUUAUAUAAAGGGUUUAUACCGACAUGGUUUAGGAUGGGUCCAUGGAAUAUUAUAUUCUUUAUUACUUAUGAACAAUUAAAACAACUUUAAUUAUUACUAGCUUAUUUCACAAAACGUCUAAGUAUUGAUCCUAUUAAAAAUUAGGUUUGAAAAUCUAACAGUAUAUAAAAACUGAAAUAUUAUAUUCUUUUUUUUUUAUCAUUUAAUUUUAAGACUUUUUUUAUCAAUGUAUGUUUGUGUCCUUUAUAGUUAAUAGCGAUUAAUGUACAGAUAUUCCUUAAAUGAUGACAUUGUAAAAAGUGUAUAACAUACUUUUUUAAUUAAUGAAAAUCAAUCUAAGAGUUUAAAAACAAUGUUCAUAUAGCUGCGCUCGAUCUAUAAUUUGCAUUUCAUUUGCAUUUCACGAUAUAGUAAUAAAAAAUACAGGAUAUUUCUAAUAUACUUUAGAAAGGAUAUAUUUUUUUCAAUAAAAGUAUUUAAAAGAAAUGUUUUUGAAGUAUACUUAAAUGACUUAUAUAAAAGUUCUGUAAAAAGAUGAAAUAAUCUAAUUAAAUUCAUAUCUAGUCAACUAAAAAAAUGUUUAAAUCCAAAAUUAUAAAGUAUUAUGAAAAUUCAUAUAAUUAAUAAUGGGAAUACUAUGUAAAAAUACACAUAGAACAUAGCUUAAAUUUAAUAUUUAUAUUUUCUGAGGGAUCUAUGGUAUAUUAUAUAUUGUCCAGAUAAUUAAUCUUAUUUUAUGUAUAAUAUAAAAUCAUCAUUUUAAAAUACUAACAAAAGAUCUGCAUACAUGUAACUGUUAUAAAAUAUAAAUGUUCGCAAAUAUAAUCGACAUAAAAUUAAA
Messenger RNA from Vespula pensylvanica (western yellowjacket), 1989 nucleotides. RefSeq names its product mitochondrial uncoupling protein Bmcp (gene Bmcp). The record is from RefSeq and is a predicted model, not a curated record. The transcript is spliced from 8 exons. The coding region runs from base 351 to 1238 and encodes 295 amino acids. Gene Ontology annotation, biological process: transmembrane transport. NCBI's taxonomy places the organism in Eukaryota, Metazoa, Arthropoda, Insecta, Hymenoptera, Vespidae.